GUCAGUUUCACUCUUUGUCAUUCUGAAGUGGGGGCGGAGGAAAGAGAAAUCCAUUGUGGAAAGCUAUAAAAAGUAAAGGGGGCAGUGGGAGACAGAGCAAAGUGAGAGACUGUCAGAGAACAGUGAGUGUGUGUAGAGAUCUGUGCUAAGGACUUUGUCAGUGAGUUUGUCUAGAUGUCUGUCUGUUUCUGCCUGUGUGAUCCCGACUCCAGGGCUUCAGUCCCCAGGACUCACCCUGUCUGCUUGUCUGCCGGAUGCCUGGAGCCCCUCACCCCAGCACCAGCUAGUCUGUAGGAGGAGAACGUGUCCUUUUCACAAACACUGGCUACAGAGGCUGAGGCAAAAGAAAGAAAAAGAAGACGGGAGGGGAAUAAAAAGGAGGGAGAGAGAGAAACAAAACUAAUCCCAGCCCUUGACGGUGCUGCUUGGAUUGGAUCUGGUUUGAGUUUUCUCCCUGCUGACUUGUGUAGCAAGAGAGGAGGAGUGGGGGGAAAUAAGUAACUGACUCUUCGUCUGAAGUUUGAGCAAACCUGCGGGGUGACUCCACUGGUGGGAAGCUUUCCUGGGUGCAAUUGCCUCAUAGUUUAUUGCUUCCAGUCACUAAAAAAUUUCCUGAACUUCUCAAGAAUCUGGAGGAAAAAGCCGUCACUUCACUUGAUCUGAGUGUUGCUCAUUUCCUAUAGACUGUACUUUUUUUUUAGGGGAUUCUUUUUCCUGUCUCUCCCAGGACAGCGGUUUCCUGAGCAUGUGGCAUUGAAAUCUAUUGAGUUGUUUUGUUAACAAACUUUGGGAGAUUUUUUUUUCUUUUAUCCCUCUGCUGUUUUUUAAAUCCUUUUUUGGUGGGGAGGGGGAGAUGAUGCUGCUGAUAUGGAAUAAGUGCUCCUGCUGUCUCCUCUUACUAGCCAUGAUCCUGAUGGUGGAGAGCUCCCAGCUAGACAGCUCCAGCUCCAAGGUGAACUCGAUCAAGUCCACUCUGAUGGGGGAGGCUCCAACGCAGGCAACCAACAAAUCUGCAGGCAUCCACCAAGGACUGGCACUUGGGAGCAGUAAGAAGGGCAAAAUCCUAGGGCAGAUGGGAAAACCUCCAAAGCACCAUCAUCGGCAAGGAGAGGCAUACCCUUGCACUAAUGAUAAAGAAUGUGAAGUUGGGAGAUACUGCCAUAGCCCUCAUCAAGCUACUUCUGCCUGCAUGAUCUGCAGAAGGAAAAAGAAGCGUUGCCACAGAGACGGCAUGUGCUGCCCUGGGAACCGUUGUAACAAUGGUAUUUGCAUACCAGUAACUGAAAGCAUCCUUACUCCACACAUCCCCGCUCUGGAAGGACCACGCCACAAGAAAAAUGGUCUUUAUUCUAGCAAGGACUUGGGAUGGCAGAAUCUAGGGAGACCACAGUCCAAGCUGUCACACAUAAAAGGGCAUGAAGGAGACCCCUGCUUACGAUCAUCAGACUGCGUUGAGGGGUACUGCUGUGCUCGCCAUUUCUGGACCAAAAUUUGCAAACCUGUGUUGCAUCAGGGGGAGGUGUGUACCAAACAGCGCAAGAAAGGCUCUCACGGCUUGGAGAUUUUCCAGCGAUGUGACUGUGCUAAAGGGCUGUCUUGCAAAGUAUGGAAAGAUGCCACUUAUUCUUCUAAAUCAAGACUUCAUGUAUGUCAGAAAAUCUGAAUGAGGAUUGGAAAAAUGUUACAAACAGACUGUGAAUUUGUGUAUUUGCAUUGCAGCAUGGUCAGAAAUGAGGAUUGUAAAUAAACACAGAAUGGUUAAAGUAAUGAUUGUGGUAGGAAUAGAAAUCACCCCAAAUUGCAUUUGUUUUGAACUGGAGGUUAAUGCGAUGGCGGCUGGAGUUUUUCCAUUAUGCAACUUCUUUGUGUAAAUAAUUUCGACCGUUUGUGGAAAAAAACUAUUAUAAAAAAGCACAAUGGAAAUUAUUGACAUUUAUCAAGCUGCAUGGUCCCAUGACUUUUCAAGAGUUCAGUGUUAGGGAUGGGAUAGGUUUCCACCAUGGUAAUAGACUGUUAAAUAAAUUGUAUACAGCAUAUUCCAACACAAAGCAGUGCUUUACGGAAGACUUUUUCUGUCAACACAUUAUUGGCUACUAAAAUAUUAGUGAUAAAUUGCAGUUGUUAGAGUUGGGAAUAAAAGUUACUGUGAAUGUCCAUACACCUUGUUAAUCAGGGCUGUCACUUGAAAAAGGAAAGCACUCCUGCAGGGCAAGGGUGCUGGAUUUUGCAGGCCCCAGUGGGAGUGGCAAAAUCUCACCACACAGUGAUUUCAAAACACCAGUGGCAGUUCUUCUGAUCAGAGGCAUUUAAACAGGGUUGUUGUUUUUUUUGUUUAAAAUAUAUAUAUAAUUCUAUAAAUAUUUAAACUGAAAUGCCUUAAUCGGUUCAUCUUCAGUUACUAUAAUUAAUAGCUUGUAUUUGUCUCGGUAUACUGCUAGCAUACAUGGGCUGAGCAGAUAAAGCAAAAUAUGUGCAUGAUGCAUCCAGAAUGAUACCCAUUCAGUUGCUCGUAGACCUACUAAAUAUAGUUUUCUUGUCAAAACAUGCUUGCAUUAUGGAUAGUUCCAUAAAGGUAAUAUUUUGAAAAGUUAUAACCUUCCAUAUUCAGAUGUUCAUAACAGAAAUUGUUUUGCAACCUUAACUAUAUGAGAUGCUGCCUGCAUCUGCUACAAUUAGAUUGUAUGCUAAUAAAUUAAAUGUUUUAUACUAUAACAGUAACAAUAGGCUGUUAGUGUAAAUCUGGUUCUUCCAUGAUUUGGAGACGCUAAAAUGGAUUGGAUUCACCUUGCACAGUCAGCAAAAAAUUAAAAAGUUGACUUUUGCAAGCAUCUCAUCGCCUCUCCUAAAGAACAGACAGUAACAUGUGAUGCUGUCAUCUAUGACAUGCUGCGAGCCGUCAUGUGAUGUGACACAACAGCUCAGACUGAAAAGAGAAUAGGUUCUGGUUGAAUGCAUGUUAACAGUUCGGAUAUUGUUGUGAACAGUGGAUUCACAUUGACUACAGUGGAUAAAGAAAUCUGUUAACUUAACUACCCUGUUCGUGAACUGGCUAAAACGAAGGAUGUCCACCAUCUGACUUCUCUCUUAAUGUCUUUGCAUCUCCUCUUACUUUCCUCACUUAUUUUAAGGAAUGUUAUCUGUGUAAACGUAAGUAAAGAGACUGGAAUUUCUUUUAAAAAUAGCAGAUUAUAUAAUUAACUUACUGAAAUAUCUGUUUCCACAUUUUAUAAGACAAUGGCUCUUCCCUUUGGUUAAUCAGUUCCAAACAGCUUGUGUACAGCAGAGUAGUUUACUUUAAUUGUGAAGACCAACUUUUGACUUCUCCUCCCUCCCCCUUUAUGGCACCUUUCCCCUCCCUUGCAUUUCUGUACCAGUGCCUUUUAUACAAAUAAUGGUUCAUAUACAUCUUCUGACUCAAACUUUCUUACUAGAAAUCAGAUCUGAACUACGCUUCCUGUAUCUCUGAUAAGAAUCUAAAUUCCAACGUAUAUACCGGAUUAAAGAGAGUGAUUUAUAGGAUAAUAUUUUUCAUAUGCAAGCCACUUUUUAUUGUUAAAAAGGGAAUGGUCUGUAGAGAUAGGCUUUCGUAUUCCUUAAAAAGUGAUGACUUAAAAAGUCUCACUGUCACAAGUGCUACAUUACUGCAACUCCAGUGACUUCAAUGGAGUUACUUCAGUGCAACUGAGAACAGAAAUAAAGUCUGGAAAGUGAAUCAUUUCAGGAGAACAACUGAAAUAUAGAGGUCAAUUCCGAAACCCUUUUGUACACCAUAACAGCACAUGCAUAUAACAUCAGUCUCACUGACUUCAGUGUGUCUACUUGAUGUGAGUAGGGAGUUGAAGAAUUGUCCCCCCUGGUGAUUUGCAUCUUACGUCCUGACUUCUGCGUAACCUCUCUUUCUCCACACAAAACGUAGUAUUUGGAGUAAUUUAUUUACAGGAAAUGUUUAAUGAGAUGUAUUUUCUUAUAGAGAUAUUUCUUACAAAAAGCUUUGUAGCAGAAUAUAUAUGCUCCCUGAUGACUUUGUAAUUUAGAAAAAUAAUGUAUAAUAAGAUGAAAUAUAUUAAAUGUCCUUUUUCCCAAAAAUAUUUACCCACAUUCCUUGCCUGCUGUUUAAGUGUAGGUCUUUACUGAAUAGGGUGGAUUGGAAGAUAUACUCAGUAUUGCCAAAACCUCAUGAGUCAGGCCCCAAAAUAAGUAGAUUGGCUUAAAAAAUCAUAAGAUAUUUUUAAAAAUUGGGAUUCUUUUGAGUUGUCAUCUGGUUUCUGGAUUUAUAGGGUGUAUUUGUUUCAUAUUUUCAUAUUUUUUACAGCACUGAGAGGGCUAGAAACUUUUUUUGAAAGCUGAGGUUUUCAGGCAGUCUCUUGAGUGCCACGGUUAAAAAAAUAAUAAUAAAAAAAGCCUACCAAAUAUUAUGAAACUUU
Molecule: messenger RNA, 4424 nt
Organism: Chelonoidis abingdonii (Abingdon island giant tortoise)
Lineage: Eukaryota; Metazoa; Chordata; Testudines; Testudinidae
Gene: DKK2
Product: dickkopf Wnt signaling pathway inhibitor 2
Biological process (GO): multicellular organism development; negative regulation of canonical Wnt signaling pathway
Cellular component (GO): extracellular region
Molecular function (GO): receptor antagonist activity; co-receptor binding
Source: RefSeq, a predicted model, not a curated record